AUGUUUCGCGCAGCAGCCCGGGCGCAACCUGCCUCCCUUCUCCGCCGCUCGCUUGUCAACACACAGAUUCCAAAGAUCACUGCCAUGGCUCCUGCUGCUGCGAGACGGCAGCAGUCAUCGCUGCCAGCCGGCUACAAGGAGGACCACAGCAAAGGCGCCAUGCUGCGCUUCGAGGACUCUCUACCGCGCCUGCCUGUCCCUACGCUCGAGGAGACCGCAAAACGAUACCUCAAGUCCGUCCACCCGCUGCUCUCAAAGUCCGAAUAUGAAGAGACAACAAAGGCUGUCAAUGACUUCGUUGCGCCCGGAGGAGCUGGCGAGACACUGCAGAAGCGCUUGGUUGCGCGGAGAGAGGAUCCCAACGUACGGAAUUGGAUCGCUGAGUGGUGGAAUGAGGCAGCAUACAUGGGCUAUCGCGACCCCGUCGUCCCAUAUGUGAGCUACUUCUACUCACAUCGCGAUGACAAGAAGCGAAGAAACCCCGCCAAGCGCGCAGCUGCCAUGUCCACGGCUGUCCUCGAGUUCAAGAAAAUGGUUGACGGCGGGUCGCUGGAGCCAGAGUACAUGAAGAAGCUACCCAUGGCCAUGAGUUCCUAUAAAUACAUGUUCAAUUGCUCGCGCGUACCAAAGAAGCCCGCAGACACUACUGUCAAGCACAACUUCGAGGAUAAUCAGCACAUCAUUGUCAUCCGGAAGAACCAGUUUUGGAAGGUGCCUCACGAGAUCAACGGCAAGCAGCUCAACACCGCCGAGCUCGAGCUCCAAUUCCAGCGCAUCUACGAAAAGGCAGAGAAGUCUGCACCCAUUGGAUUCCUCACAUCUCAGAACCGCGAUGUCUGGUCUGACGUCUACCCCAAGCUCAAGGCCGCGUCGGAUGUGAACGCCACUUCCAUCGAAGCCAUUGAGUCCGCAUCCUUCGUUGUCUGCCUCGAUGAUGCCUCUCCAGUCACCCUCGAAGAGCGCGCGCACCAGUACUGGCAUGGCGACGGCUCGAACCGCUGGUUUGACAAGCCGCUUCAAUUCAUCAUCAACGACAACGGAACCUCAGGCUUUAUGGGCGAGCACUCCAUGAUGGAUGGCACACCAACACACCGUCUCAACGACUACGCCAAUCAGCAAAUCUUUUCCAACGCUCUUCCCUUUGAUGUCACAGAAGUUCGCUCCGACCUCCCCAACCCCACCGCUCUCCGCUUCAACCUGAACUCUGAGCUUGAGCAAGACAUCGUUGCUGCACAAGCGCAUUUCAACAAGCAGAUCAACGCGCACGAGCUCCGCGUUCAGGCUUACCAAGGCUAUGGCAAGGGUUUGAUCAAGAAGUUCAAGUGCAGCCCCGACGCCUACGUACAAAUGAUCAUCCAGCUCGCGUACCACAAGUUCUACGGCAAGAACCGCCCCACAUACGAAUCCGCAGCUACGCGCCGCUUCCAAGAAGGCCGCACCGAGACGUGCCGUACCGUCUCCGACGAGUCCGUCGCCUUCUGCGCCGCGAUGGCCGACCCUAACGCAUCCGCUGAACACACCCAAAAGCUUUUCCGUGAUGCGCUAAACGCCCACGUCAAGUACAUCAGCGAUGCUUCCGACGGACGAGGCGUCGACCGACACCUGUUCGGCCUGAAGAGGUGCCUGAAGGAGGGCGAGGACUUGCCUAGCUUGUACAAGGACCCAGCGUAUGGAUACAGCAGCACUUGGUUCAUCUCAAGCUCGCAGCUGAGCUCGGAGUACUUCAACGGAUACGGAUGGAGCCAGGUCAUCGAUGACGGGUGGGGCAUCGCAUACAUGAUCAACGAAAACAGCAUCCAAUUCAAUGUUUGCUCGAAGGGCUUGGGUUCGGACAAGAUGAGCUUCUACCUCAACGAGGCGGCCGGUGAUAUCAGGGAUCUGAUGGUGCCUACGCUCGAGGCGCCCAAGGCCAAGCUGUAA
Molecule: messenger RNA, 1920 nt
Organism: Didymosphaeria variabile
Lineage: Eukaryota; Fungi; Ascomycota; Dothideomycetes; Pleosporales; Didymosphaeriaceae
Gene: CAT2
Product: Carnitine O-acetyltransferase mitochondrial
Exons: 4
Coding region: 1-1920 (639 amino acids)
Biological process (GO): carnitine metabolic process
Cellular component (GO): peroxisome; mitochondrion
Molecular function (GO): carnitine O-acetyltransferase activity
Source: RefSeq, a predicted model, not a curated record